Messenger RNA from Notolabrus celidotus (New Zealand spotty), 2522 nucleotides. RefSeq names its product atonal bHLH transcription factor 8 (gene atoh8). The record is from RefSeq and is a predicted model, not a curated record. Bases 1189 to 2151 code for a protein of 320 amino acids. The transcript has 5 exons. Lineage: Eukaryota; Metazoa; Chordata; Actinopteri; Labriformes; Labridae. Gene Ontology annotation, molecular function: protein dimerization activity; DNA-binding transcription factor activity.
GCAGGUUCUAGUCUUCACUCUGUUUCUAACGGACCAGCAGGCGGCGCUGCGGACAGGUCUAUUAAAGCCAGACAGACGCCAGUGGAGUUGUAUGAGCGCGAGCCCCCUCCGCUCCGUGAUUACUGAGUCUGUUCUCAGGCUGCAUGCACUGCUCUGAUCCUGGACCUGCGGAGUACCCAGACCAGGAGCAGUACCCGGACCAGAAGCAGUAUUAGAGGGACCGGAACUGCCAGAGUCAGCAUAGAGGAUUAAUGGAUUAUCAUUAAUAACUUAAUAGAAGAACAGGAGCUUCAUCAUCAUCAUGAAGAGGAAGGAUGAGACACUUUAACACAGAGAGCUUUCAGGCGGAGAGAAAACUCAUUUAACACACACACACUCUCUCUCUCUCUCUCUCUCUCUCUCUCUCUCUCUCUGUGUGUGUGUGUGUGUGUGUGUGUGUGUGUGUGUGUGCUUCCCUCAGUUUCUCUGAGUUCUGUCAUUCGCUCUAAACUUUUCUGUCCAUUCUUCAGCUAAGCAGCUGCAGCUCUGCAGCCGGCCUAUGAUCAGUGUUUGUGUGUGUGUGUGUGAGAGAGAGAGUGUGUGUGUGAGUGUGAGAGAGAGGUUAUGUGUAUCAAUGUGUAUCAGUGUGUGUGUGUGUGUGUGUGUGUGUGUGCGGGUUAUUCACAGAGCUGCUAUGUAGACUGAGUGGAGCCACAGUCAGACAGCCUCAGUGUGAGCUCAGAGAGAAACUCACAGCUGACAGAGCUCUGCAGGGACGGCACAGCAGAUGUUUCCCUGCUCUGAACACUGAAAUGAACUGAAGGGGACCGUGUGGACUGAAGGGGACUUUGGACUAAGGGGACUAAUUGGACUGAAGGGGACUGUGUGGACUAAAGGGGACUGAGUGGACUAUGUGUACUGGUUUUGAUUAUUCAGCCCAAUGGACUGAGCAGAGACACAGGUCUUUUCAGAGUUUUAACAGUCUGAGGUUUACAGUUCAUGUGUUUGAAUAAACUCUGAAUCACAAAGUCUCACACGGAGCUGAACCUGGAUCUGGACCUGGACCUGAGCUUGAGUCAGUGUCCUCUAACCUGCUAAUGGUUAUGCUUCCAGCAGGCGUAGGUGUGGACAGGUGACGGAGACUGAGACUUUUCUGCUGGUUGUGGAGUCUGUUUGUUUUUAGUUUACUCUCUGCAGACAACAGCAAACAUGAAGAACCCCCAUCAGUUGACUAACACCUGGACCAGGUCUAUCAGCAAAGACCCGGUCUUAGUAUCUAACAAGAAGUUCAAGAGGAAGUCCAGGGAGCCUAAAAGACUCUUCAGUGAACCGCACCCUGACAGGACCAGAGCUUUCCCUGCAGACGGCUCUGAUGUGGAUUCGGCAGACGAAGGGGGUCCUAUAAGCAGGUUGGGCCCCCCGCAGAGACAGCUGAUGGAUGCAGGGUCGAGGUCUGCAGGGAUGGUGUCAGAGGGGGGCAUUCCAUCAGCUCACAGUGGAGCCUUGGACAUGAGGAUCGGCUUCAAUGUGCCGUCCAUUACCUCCAGACUGACCCAGGCACCCCCGUCCCCCCUCCCUGAGAUCUCCCACUGGCCCCCCACCAUCUCCCAGCCACUUACCCACAGACUCAGACUGAGCCGCUCCACCCUCCCCCCAUCGAUACCCACAACCUCCAGCCUAUCCAUGGAGCCCCCCCUUGCAGGACUGCUUGCAGUCCCGCCUGGGUCCAGAACUUCCCAGAACCCCCUGAGUCAGGAGCACCUGGAGCCUCAGGUCCAGCCCCCCCAGGAUUCUCCGAGGAACAGGGCAGGGCUUUGUGAUGAUGAUCCUGGACUUGGACUUGGACCCGGACCUGCACCUGGACGUGUUCCAGAGGUUAAAGCUAUCCAGCAGACCCGCAGACUUCUAGCUAAUGCCAGAGAGAGGACCAGAGUCCACACCAUCAGUGCUGCAUUUGAGGCCCUCAGGAAGCAGGUUCCAUGUUACUCAUAUGGGCAGAAGCUGUCCAAGCUGGCCAUCCUGCGGAUCGCCUGCAACUACAUCCUGUCCCUGGCUCAGCUUGCAGAGCUGGAUUACAGUCCAGACCACGACAGUGUGAGCUUCUCUCAGUGUGUGGAGCAGUGCACCAGAACCCUGCAGGCAGAGGGUCGCAGCAAGAAGAGGAAGGAGUGAACCUGACAGAUGGACCAGGAUCAGGAUCAGGAUCUGGGCUCUGGACUCUGGAUACAGCAGGAUUUUAGGAUGGUUUCAGGAUGUUCCAGUGGGGUCUCUCACCAGGGUCCAAAAUGAUCAGCUGAUUAAUGAUCCUGUUACAGUGGAAACAGAUGAACUCGUUAAUAUUAGUUGAAUGAUGAAGCUAAUCAGGUGUGUAGAAAGCUCCGGACUAAACCUUCAGUUUAAUGAAACAGAUUAUAGACUGUAAAAAGGCUCAUCCCUCCAUCCCUCCAUCCCUUCAUCACUUCAUCCAUCAGCAGUGUUGGUAGUUUAGUUUUAUAAUACCAUUGUUAUAUUCCAGAGUCUGAUGAAUAAAGAACUUUAACAUG